Aspergillus calidoustus is the source of this 969-nucleotide messenger RNA. The record is from the annotation of a GenBank genome assembly. NCBI's taxonomy places the organism in Eukaryota, Fungi, Ascomycota, Eurotiomycetes, Eurotiales, Aspergillaceae.
AUGUCCGGCGAAGAGAACGCCACGCCGGCGACGACCGCGACGAAAGUCUGGACAACCCUCAUCACAAACACCGACUACCUCUCGGGCCUCCUAACCCUCGAAUUCUCCCUCCGCAAGUCCGGCUCCAAAUACCCGCUCCUCGUCCUCUACACCGACUCCUUCCCACCAGAAGGCCACGCCGCCCUCGAUGCGCGGGGCAUCCUGAAGCGCCGCGUACCCUACCUCCUCCCGACGGUCUCAAAGGACUUCGUCAACGAUGUGCGCUUCUAUGAUUGCUGGAGCAAGCUCACGCCAUUCUCGCUGGUGCAGUAUGAGCGUGUUGUGCAGUUGGAUAGUGAUAUGGUUGUGCUGAAGAAUAUGGACGAGUUGAUGGAGUUGGAGUUGGAUGCGCCGGAGCUUGCGGGGACUGGGCAGAGGGUUUUUGCGGCGAGCCAUGCGUGUGUUUGUAAUCCGUUGAAGAAGGCGCAUUAUCCGAAGGAUUGGAUCCCCUCAAAUUGCGCGUUCACCUCCCAACACUCAACCCCCGCAGUCGCUCAAAAGACCGGCGCACCGCCAACAACGGGCCUGGGUAUGGCCAACGGCGGUCUACUGGUCGUGAACCCCAGUCAGGCAAUCUACGACAAGAUAAUCGCGCAGCUAUCCUCGUCCACGGCGUCAAACUACGACUUUGCGGACCAAUCCUUGCUCUCGGAUAUCUUCUACGGCCGGUGGGUGGCGCUCCCAUACAUCUAUAAUGCGCUCAAGACGUUACGGCGGGAAGGAGUGCAUGAUUCCAUCUGGGUGGAUGAGAAUGUGAAGAAUGUGCAUUAUAUCUUGAGUCCGAAGCCGUGGGAUGAGGAUCCGAAUCCGGAGACGAGGACGAGUAACGAUCCAACGCAUGCUUGGUGGUGGGAGAUCAAUGAUGAGCGGUUCAAAGAGAAGAAAGACAAAGGCAGACCAAGUACUUCGACUACACUAUCUACGAUGUGA